Photinus pyralis (common eastern firefly) is the source of this 1289-nucleotide messenger RNA. Its product is annotated as regucalcin-like. The record is from RefSeq and is a predicted model, not a curated record. Lineage: Eukaryota; Metazoa; Arthropoda; Insecta; Coleoptera; Lampyridae. Gene Ontology annotation, biological process: L-ascorbic acid biosynthetic process. The coding region runs from base 201 to 1181 and encodes 326 amino acids. Gene Ontology annotation, molecular function: calcium ion binding; gluconolactonase activity. The transcript has 6 exons.
GCGCAACUAUUAUUUGUUCUUCUGUAGAUAAAGGUUAAAGACCUCAUUUUUUAUCUGCCCUUUCAAAAAAGAUAUAUUUCUGUGAUAAUUGAACUUGAGAUGGAUAAGCUUAUCAUUUUUAAUAGAAGAACGGAAAAUAUACUUACGUAAUUUAUAUACCGUGUUCAGUGCAAGAGUAAAUUUCGACAGAUUUACUCAAAAUGCAUGCGUUGCUUUUUAUGUUGGUAAUAUUGCCAGUAAGUUCGGCGUCUCACAAGUUUUCCAUCGUACCCGUAACUUCUCCAGUUCAACAUGGGGAAGGCCCAAUUUGGGAUGGAAAAACGCAAUCCCUAUACUACGUCGAUACAUUCAAGGCGACACUCUUAAAAUGGAAAUCAUUGGAAAAUAAAACAGUCUACCAUCAGUUCGAUGGAGACUCUAUAGGUUUUGUCAUUCCGGUGAGAUAUAAUAGAAAUACCUUCAUAGUAUGCAGGGACCGUUACAUAGAUAUCUUAAACUGGAAUGGCUUGCAUAAUAACACAGGCGUACUCAGGCAUAUGACAUACGUUGACCAUUCGUGGGCAAAUAAUCAAUUUAACGAUGGAAAGGUUGACGCAAAUGGACGAUUGUGGGCUGGUACUUUGACACGCAAUAAGGAUCUUAGUGUAAGCAGUGGAGGUGGUUCAUUAUAUAUGAUCCACGGGGGUUGCGGCCUCACUGUGGAGAAGAAGUUGUCACCUAUAUCCAUCAGUAAUGGAAUAGCCUGGUCCAAAGAUAAUAGAAAGAUGUUUUACAUAGAUAGUGAAACUAGAAGGAUUGAUGGAUACGACUUCAAUUUGAUCACCGGAAGUAUAGGAUAUCAGCGCACAGUUUUGGACCUUGCCAAUUAUCCAGAAAUAAAAGGAAUACCAGAUGGUAUGACAAUUGACACCGACGACAAUUUGUGGGUGGCAAUAUAUGGCGGAAAACUGAUCUUACAAGUAAACUCAACGUCGGGAGAAAUCCAGCAACGUAUUACAAUGCCAGCAACGUAUGUCACCUCGGUGGCAUUUGGUGGAGACAAUUUAGAUAUCCUAUACGCGACUACGUCUAGACUCAAACUUACCCCGGAAGAAAUUUUACAAGAACCGCUCGCUGGAUCAGUGUUUGCAAUCCAUAAUUUAGGCGUAAGAGGACAUUCCGCUCAUCAUUAUCAGUUCUAGCACAAUCUGUAACAAAAAAAACUAUUUAGCACAUUUACUUUGCAGAGUAAUCAGUCAACAUUUACAUAUAUUUAUUAAUGCAAUUUAAUAAAUACUGGUGGUCACUCA